This is a messenger RNA of Iphiclides podalirius (scarce swallowtail), 1515 nucleotides long. The record is from the annotation of a GenBank genome assembly. NCBI's taxonomy places the organism in Eukaryota, Metazoa, Arthropoda, Insecta, Lepidoptera, Papilionidae.
AUGCACGGUAGAGUAAAAGUUCGCACAUCUGAAGAAGAGAAAGCAAGAAAAGAAAAGGAGAGGCAAGAAAAACUAAAAGUUUUUAAAAAUGCAAUGCAAAAAAUACAACUAAAGAGGCAACAAUGUGAAUUUGAUAAAGACUUAUUGGAGCUUACAGGCAAAGUAUUGAUGUCUAAUCCUGAUAUUUACACCUUAUGGAAUAUUAGAAGAGAAAUAUUACAACAGAUUAAAAAUAUUAACACUGAAGACGACCUGACAAAAGUAUUUGAUGAUGAAUUGAGCAUGACUGAGUAUUGUUUAAAAAUUAACCCUAAAUCAUACUGUGCGUGGCACCAAAGGGAAUGGAUGAACGAAAUUUUCAUACCUGGGACUAUCGUAGAAUUUGUUGUAAGUCAGUGCAAAUCUUCAUUGCAGGAUGAAUUUGACUAUACCACAGAGAAAUUACUUGACAAUUUUUCAAAUUAUUCUGCAUGGCAUUAUAGAAGUAAAAUGCUUUUGCAGUUGUAUCCAGACAUCGAAGGAGGACGUCCCAUACAAGAUAUAUAUCAUAAACAUGAAUUAAAAAUGGUUCAAAAUGCAGCUUUUACUGAUCCUGAUGAUACAAGUGCAUGGUUCUAUCAACGUUGGUUAUUAGGUGCAUUUAAAUCAACUGUAAAUCUUGUAUUAUGUACUGUAACACAAUUUAAAACCACAAUUGCAUUUAGCAAACAUGUUUCUUACGAUUACGUCACAUCAAAAUCUCGAGUAAUUGUGAAUGAAAAUGUUAUAAGCGGGGAUUGGAUAUCUUUAAGUGGGAAUAAUCAUGACACUUUAUGGAUACUUGGGCACAAUGUAAGCAUAAAUGAUGAUAUGAAUAUAAAGGUGGAACAUAAUGGGAAUGAAAAGAAUGAAAUCAUUAGUUGUUUUAAAUAUAAACAUAUGACAUAUAUUGGUAAAAGUGACAUAUGCUUUCAAAAUAACUAUUCCCAUCCUAUAAUUGAAGAGUUAAAUGAACAACUAAAAGCAUGCCGUCAAUUGCUUGUUUUGGAACCAGAUAACAAAUGGACUCUUCUCACUACUACUAUAUUUCUACAUUGCAUUGAUUCCAAAUUAUAUUAUCAAGAAACAAUACAAAACUUGCAAAGGUUAAAAAAAUUGGACCAACAAAGGGCUGGAUACUAUAAUGAUUUGCUAACGAAGUGGAGUAUUGAAGAGCAAUUGCCCUUAGAUUAUGCUUCUAAAGAUCUUGUCUUUAAACCAACAUUUUCAGAAAAAAUAACAAUCCUGCCCCAUUUACAGUAUUACAGUUUCUGUGAAGUUGUUGACUUGUCAAAUCAAAACUUGUGUUCGAACAUAUUACCAUCUUUAAUUUUUCUUCAACAUUGUAAGAUUUUAAUAUUGAGAAACAACAAAUUGCAUACAUUAAAAGGAUUUCCAAAUAUUUUUCUAGAAAAAUUGGAUAUUCAAGGAAAUAAAGACAUAAGUGAAGAAGAACUGAAGCAUUUUAAAGAUAGUCAUGAUUUUGUUACUAUAUUU